CAGGUGGAGAGGACAGGUAGGCGGUCUAAAAACGAGCUUCUCUCAAACCGGUGAGCGCGGCAACAGAUCAUUUUGCAUACAGCGAAGUUAUGGAAUUACGCUCAGCCAGUGACUUGUCACUGUUGGCUGUUCUCCUGGCGUUGUUCUCCUUGGCCCACACAGUGAACGGAGAUAAAAAAGACUGCUUGAUUGACAAGGAAACGGGAUGGCACGUCCCCAGCAACGUAUACCAAUGCGACAACUCUGACUGCUGCAGAGAGUAUGGCAAGCACUCUUGUUGUGCAAAGAAGAAGACUUCAGAUAUUGUUCAGGAGCAGCUGCUACUCUGGGGAGGUCUUCUUGGGUUCCUCGUGAUCCUGGCAGCACUCAUCUACUGCAAGCGGAAAGAUAUCCGCAUUUUUGAAGGCCGCACCCUGCGCUGCAAAUGCUGCCCUGGACAGCGAGAUCGCAUUGAGAACAUGGAAACAAAUGUGGCCUGAAGAAGCUCCAGCUUGUCUCCAAUCAGUCAACAUGUGCACGAAUGAUUGUUUUCCCCUUUAAGAAGCAGGGUUGAAACAUAUCUUCAUAUUUCAUAAAGACCACAGGACAUGAAUCUCUGACACAAGGGCAUAACAACACAAUGAAAAAAAAAAAAAGACCAUUGAGCAUGUUCCUGUCACAAAGUGGAGGAUUUCUGCUUUAAAGAGGUACAUAGGCAAUGCAUCAAGUAUGCAUCUGAGGCUGCAGGUA
Ornithodoros turicata is the source of this 729-nucleotide messenger RNA. RefSeq lists its product as uncharacterized. Bases 90 to 479 code for a protein of 129 amino acids. The transcript is spliced from 3 exons. The record is from RefSeq and is a predicted model, not a curated record. Lineage: Eukaryota; Metazoa; Arthropoda; Arachnida; Ixodida; Argasidae.